UAGUUCCACUGUCACGUGCAGGGGAGUAAGCAACACACACACAUGAAUAUACAUAUGAGUAUAUACAUGUACAUAUGUGUGUAUAUGAUCUGAUAUCUUGCUCGGGUAGGGUAGUUAGCACUGUAAUCCGGUUUGAACAAAAAGAAGCGAUCAGCUCCCCCUUGACCACAAGCAAAGAUACUGAUAGUUGUUUCUUUCUGGCUAUACUUUGGCCGACACAGGAUUCUGCCAUCAGCCGGACGCCAGCCUUUUAUUCUUAUCCUUGAUUUACGUGUUUUCUUGUUUGUUUUAGUUUGUCCGUUUUGGUAGGUUUUCUUUGGUUCUUGUGUGACAUUAGUUUGGUUACUUUUUGCUUUUUAAAUGCAGUUCUUUGUCGAUAUUCCUAGUUUUGGUUAUCUCUCAAUUUCCUUGUUUUAUUCAGUUCUAAAUAUAUAUUGAUAUUUUGAUGAGGAUGACCACUCUUAUAAACAUCCUUUUAUGUAUUAUUUACAAAUGCCAAUCAUUUUGAUUGCUUUAUAAUUUUGAUUGUUUUAUAAUUUUGUAGUUAUUUAGCAUCUAUCACUUUGGGCAGGUUUUUACCAUAUUCUUUUGUAAAUCUCUAUAUAGUGAGGUUACCGUGACCUCUGACCUCCCCCCACCCGUUAGCCGCGAAAAAUCGACGUUUGUUUUUUCCUGGAUCUGAUACUUGUAGAUCUCGGCCAUGAUCAUCCACGUGCGAGACACAGACGGGACAAUGAGUUCUGUCGAAGCACAACCGACGGACACAAUCCACACGCUCAGGGUGAAGAUUAUGUUAGAAGGCAUACCCCUAAGUGACUAUCGGGCACUCGUUUUUAACGGGGAGCGUUUAUGGGACAGCAAAGCAACGGUCUCCAGCUACGGCAUCAGGGACGAAGACUGUGUGGAUGUCAAAAAUGUUUAUGUGGCCCAAGCUAUGACUGGAUUUUACGUUAACGUUGUCCAGCCGGAAGGGGAGGUUAUCAGGGUAGUGGCGGACGAAGCGGUGCCCGUGAUACAGAUCAAGCACGAAGUGGCACGCAUAGCGGGUGUGGAGGCGAGGAAGCAGCAGCUGAAGGCGGGCAGCGAAGAUAUGAAGGACGAGAAGAGGCUGAGAGACUAUGGCAUCACUGAGGAUGCUGUUGUGUGGAUGGAGAUCGAGGGCGAGACUAAAAGCAGGAGAGAUAAAAGAAAAGAAAGGGAAGGAGCAGGGGACGACAGCCUGAAGAAUGUGUUGCUGUUUGCUUCCCUUCUGGUUUUAGUUCCUCUCAGUGUGUGGCUGGUCUAUAAACGUGGGAGUAAAAAUUAGUAAUGCAAUAUGUAAUCCUGCAGUUAUCAUUGUUAAUAUUAAUGAGGAUGAGUUUGAAAGCAACAAAGAAAUGCUGAUAAACCCUUCCUUUCAUUUGUUGCAAACCAGAAGCACACCCAUAUCUAGCUGUUCUUUCGUUCCUCGACACAUUUGCAAAACAGAAGGCAAUGCUUCUGCGAGGACCAUGCGUACUUAAGUAGUGCCUGCCAUGUUUGCUCACUGAAAUGGUGCCCUUGGGCCAAGGGCUUGUCGGCGCGUGCCGUGGGUGCACACGGAACGAGCAGACUUUCGAGUGCGGCUUCAAGAGCUGUUGCUGAUGAAAAUGGUCGCGUGUACGUGCCGAAGUAGUUUCGUCAGCUCUAAGGAAACGGACGAAAAACGUAGUAGGGUAUUCUGGUUGAAAAGAAGAGAACAAGAGAGAACAUGUGUGAGUCACGUUUCGGGGUAGUGGGGUGUGAGGCGCGCAGAUGUAAGACAAGCGAGAACAAGUUGUCUUGUAAUUCCUAAAACAAUAAAUACAAGAACAAAUUGU
Messenger RNA from Penaeus chinensis, 1838 nucleotides. RefSeq lists its product as uncharacterized. The record is from RefSeq and is a predicted model, not a curated record. Lineage: Eukaryota; Metazoa; Arthropoda; Malacostraca; Decapoda; Penaeidae. Gene Ontology annotation, molecular function: protein binding. The coding region runs from base 701 to 1306 and encodes 201 amino acids. The transcript is spliced from 2 exons.